GACAUGAUGUCACCCUCUUUACUCGCUGCUAAUUGGCCCGCGAGGGGAAGCCUGGCGUUCUCAUUGGUUCUUGGCUCUCGAGGUGGUGUAGGACGAGGAGGGCGGUGAUUGGCGCAGCUGGCGGGGGCGCGGGGCGGCUCCCGGACGUGAGGCGGCGUCGGCGGCGGGCGAUGGAGCUGGGGGGCGGCGGGCCCGCGGCCGGCCCAGGGCAGGCGGCGUUGGGCCGGGGCGGUCUCGAGGUCCUGCAGCACACGGUGGGCUCCCUGCUGUCCAGCUAUGGCUGGUACAUUCUCCUGGCCGCUGUCGCCAUCUAUUUCCUCAUCCAGAAGAUAUCCCAGGGCCUGGCGGCCCGGCCGAGCGGCCAGUCGGGAGCAGCUGACGCAGCUGUGGAACCUGAUGUGGUGGUAAGAAGGCAGGAAGCUUUGGCAGCAGCUCGCCUCAGGAUGCAAGAGGAGUUGAACGCACAAGCAGAAAGAUACAAAGAAAAACAAAGACAGCUUGAAGAAGAGAAACGAAGGCAGAAGAUAGCAAUGUGGGAAAGCAUGCAAGAAGGAAAAAGCUAUAAAGGAAACCUGAAACUGAAUCAGCAAGAAGUAGAAUCUGGUGCUUCCACCUCAUCAGCAGUCCCGAAAUCUAAACCAAACAAAAAGCCCUUGCGAGGAGGUGGCUAUAACCCUCUCUCUGGAGAAGGAGGCGGAACUUGUUCCUGGAGACCCGGCCGGAGAGGCCCGUCAGCAGGUGGAUGAGGCUAACCCUCCCUAGUGUCUCACGUCACUAGCAGGCUUGAUCUUACCCACUGUCUAACUGCCUACAGUUCGCGUGUCACAGUGACUCCUUUGGGAUGGGGCUUAGUGCAGGUGUUAACUUGAAAACAGAUUUACACCAUUUCCAAAUAGUGGUGCGGAAGCUGGUACCACCCAAGAAAAAUACCUGAUCCUCUUAGAGAGGAUGAAGAAAGAAACAAUUUCAGUGUAAUCAGUUCAUUUUUACUCUUCUGUAGAGGGGAAGCGUAGUCUCCAGCCAAGGUGAAUCACCUGGGAUUGUGAGAUCGGGGUUCUGUGGAUGGCUAUUCAAAAGACUGGCCUCAGGCAAAUUUAAUUAUGUACGCUUGGUUUACUUUUGUAAAAUGAGGAUAUUUACCAUCCUCAGAUGUGUUACCAGAUCUACUGUGUUUGGCUGGAAGGUACUUUAGAGGGAAAGAACGUUACCAUCAGCAGGUAUCUUGAAUUUUAGGAGCAGGAACUUUCAGAAUUUCAGGAAAAAAAAGAUGAACUGAUAAAUGCCACGGAUUUGCACAGCAGGCCAGUUUUGCAGAAGAGUCUCUGUGACAAGCUACCUUGAAUGAUGUUUUCCUUAUAAAUGGUAAACAAACCAGUGAGGAUUACUGAUGCUAGACAGCAGACGGGGGGGUUCUUGCUAUUCUUUUUUUUUUUUAUUAUUUCAACUGCUUUGUAAAAACAAAAUACUAUUAAUAUUAAAUAUAAUUGCAAACAAAUCAUAAAUCUAGUAUUUACAAUCUUGUGGUUUUCUACAGCAUCUUUUUAUAUAGAAGGCGUGUGUUUUAGUGCAAUAGAUGUGUGUAAAGCAAGACGAGAGAUCAAAUGAAAUGAUUUUCAUUUGACUACCUCCAUAAAAAAAGGGGGUUUUCAGCUGAUCUUUUUGGGUUUUAAAAGGUUUGUUUUAUUUGGGUGGUCUGUGUUCCAAAUCAUGAUUUUAGAAUAAUCACCUUCAGGUUAAGACCAAAUCAAGUUUUCCCAAGUUUAAAAAGUGAAACACGCCGUCCUCUUCCCCACCCCAGUAACAGUAAGUGGUUCUGAAGUUGGACAGGCUGCGUUACUGGUUGUUAAGCGCAUCAGCUGUAUUUGAAUCUAAAUCAAGAAAACGCAUAACAAAGGCCUUUGCUCUAAUAGAGCAGAGAGGGUUUAUUUCCAAAUUACUGUUGACAAAUAUGGCUUGUGGAGGAGGGGAUACGUAGGCAUGGUCAACUCAGAUGUUGCAAGAUAUUCAAAGGGAAAAGAGAAGCUGCAAACCGUGCUGAGAUCGGUGUGUUGUGGGCAGCAGGACUGUCUGUGGCUUACCAGUGCAGUGUCAGGGUUACACCUCGGGGACAUUAACAGCUUACUUUGUACCACCCUCUGUUCUGGACGUGUCUGAGGGUGGGCACUGAUGGCCUGGCUGCAUGGCUAUCCCGAAUAGCCCAGCUGGAUGCCAAGGUGUGCUCUUACCCUGCUGCCAGCUUGCGCAGCACGGAAGCUGAGGGUGGUUUGUGCUGAAAAAGGGCCUCUGGCUGGCAGACGUGUGAAACCUGAGAGUGACGGGCUGUGAAGAGUGGUCUUCAUCCUUCUGGUGUAUAUCCAGCACUGUCAAUAGAAAAUGAAAUUAGAGCCGGUCAUCAUAAUUGAGCUUUCCAAACAUCCCAUGCCCUUGAUACUCGCUCUAGCACAAAAUACAAAAGACGAGUGGAAUCCAGGCUGUCCUUGAUAAAGAGUGAAAUAGUUCCUGUCAGCGUACGACAAGGGUCCUCGUCUCCAAUUACUGUUACUGAGCUUGUAUAUAGGCAUUAAAGUAUAUAUCGGUGUUUCAUUAGCGUAGCUUAGGGCUGCUUGAACACUUCUUUCUAAAUUCUUAGGCUUGGAAUAUUUGUGUUGUCAAUAGGUACGAGGGCCAACUUUGAACACACUGUUUGUAUGUACACAGGUACUGCUCUAUAUGUCAGGUGAUCCCUGAUUUUUCUCUUGACUGUAAAUGUAACAGUACCAUGUUACCAGUGAGUUUUAAAGUUGCCGGCUAAUGAAACGGAAAGGCUAAGAACCUUUUACUUUAGACCCAUGAAGUGUGUGUAGAAGAUGAAGUGAGAAGGUUAUUAAUGUUCCUACGGAAACUGGUUUUCAUUUCCUGGCUUCUGUGCGUUUUGGUAUGUAAACUUCAAUUUCCAUUGUUGUAACACAGACCGGAGUACGUAACUUCAGGUUUUAAUCUUUAACGAGGCAAAAAAAAUAGAGGUGGGGAAGGAUAUUUUCAAGAUCUGAAGAUUCUUCAUCAGUAAAGAGGACUAAGUUGUUAUCUUGCUUGUGCCUCUGGGGAACGUUUUCCCCAUGUGUUGGGGAAACAGGCAACGGAGGUUUUGUCUUCAGAAAAACAACCAGGGGAGAUUGUUGUCUUAAAGAAGCAGAAUUCCUUGUGUUGACAAAAUGGUAAGGACGGGUUGAUUUAAUUCAGUAAAAAAAUUUUAAGAAAUAAAUAAGCAGGUCUGAACUGA
Molecule: messenger RNA, 3259 nt
Organism: Chroicocephalus ridibundus (black-headed gull)
Lineage: Eukaryota; Metazoa; Chordata; Aves; Charadriiformes; Laridae
Gene: SELENOS
Product: selenoprotein S
Exons: 6
Coding region: 171-746 (191 amino acids)
Biological process (GO): endoplasmic reticulum unfolded protein response; retrograde protein transport, ER to cytosol
Cellular component (GO): endoplasmic reticulum membrane; Derlin-1 retrotranslocation complex; Derlin-1-VIMP complex
Source: RefSeq, a predicted model, not a curated record